AACAGAAAAUGUCCAAGGUAGCUCUCGAUAAAAACAAAAAAUAUGAUCGUCAGUUAAGAUUGUGGGGAGAUCACGGACAAGAAGCUCUUGAAGGAGCCAAGAUUUGCUUAAUAAAUGCAUCAGCUACUGGAACUGAAAUUCUAAAGAAUCUCAUUCUUCCAGGCAUAGGAUCUUUUACUAUUGUGGAUGGCGAGAAAGUUACUGGUGAAGAUGUAGGCAACAACUUCUUUUUAGAUAAAGAUUGUAUUGGAAAGUCUCGGGCAGAGUGCACCACUGAACUUCUGCUUGAACUUAAUUCAGAUGUGUCAGGAGAUUUCAUUGAAGAAACUACAGACUGCUUGUUACGGGAGAACAGUGACUAUUUCAAGUCAUUUACUGUGGUCAUAGCUACUCAGCUUCCUGAGGAAACUCUACUAAAACUUGGUUCCUUACUGUGGUCCAGAAAUAUUCCACUGCUAGUUUGUCGUUCAUAUGGCUUUAUUGGUUGCAUGAGAAUUGUGCUGCAAGAGCACUGUGUUGUGGAAUCACACCCUGAUAGCACUCAUCCAGACUUAAGAUUAGACAGGCCUUUUCCUGGCCUUGUACAGUAUGUGGAUGCUUUAGAUCUUAACACCAUGACAAAACAGGAGCAUGGCCACACUCCAUAUGUAGUACUGUUGUUAAAGUACUUAAACAAAUGGAAAGCAGAGCAUGAAGGCAGAGCUCCGCAAAAUUACAAGGAAAAAGACUUGUUUAAACAAACAAUUAGGGGAGGAAUUUUAGUCAACAAAGAUGGCAUCCCAGAAGAAGAGGAAAACUUUGAUGAGGCAAUAAAGGCUGUGAACACAGCUCUUGUUCCUACUAGGAUACCUAGUGAAGUUUCACAAAUAUUUGCAGAUGAUUCUUGUUGUAACUUUACUGAAUCUCAUAGUUCGUUUUGGAUCUUGGCCAAAGCUGUUAAAGAAUUUGUAGAAAAUGAGGGCACAGGUGCUCUUCCAUUAAGAGGAUCCAUCCCAGAUAUGACGGCAGAUUCUAAAAGAUACAUUGAGCUUCAGAAUAUAUAUCAAGAACAGGCAAGAAAAGAUAUUGCUGUAGUAACUCAAAGGGUGCAUAGAAUAUUACUCGAUGUAGGAAAGUCAACAGAUAGCAUUUCAGAUUCGGAAAUUAGGCUUUUCUGUAAAAAUGCGGCAUUUUUGAGAUUAAUUCGGGGUAGAUCCUUGGCUGAAGAGAGUGAACCUUCAUUGGCCAAGGCGAAUGAAUUAGCCGGUUACCUUGAAGAUCCGGACAGCGACGUUGUGUUCUAUAUCUUAUUAAAAGCAGUGGAUAGGUUUUACUCGCAGUAUCAUAGGUAUCCAGGUAAUUUUGAAGAUCAAGUUGAGGCAGAUGUUGUGAAGUUAAAGUGUUGUCUUGGCUCUCUACUCCAAGAAUGGUCGGUGAACGCGGACGUAAAGGAGGAAUACGUUCACGAAAUGUGUCGAUACGGAGCCAGCGAAUUGCACUCUGUCGCCGCUUUCAUAGGAGGUGCAGCAGCUCAAGAAAUUGUCAAACUUGUGACCCGUCAGUUUGUACCCUUCGAUAAUACAUAUAUCUACAACGGGAUCACAGGUUCCUCGACAACUUUGAAACUCUGAGCCCAGUCCGACAGACAUGUGUCGUUCAACGGACACGUGUCUUUCUAGUUUGAGUCCUUUGGUAGAAAAGUAGACAGCGACGCUCUUUUGUCUUUAGCUUUGGUCGUUGUUGUUUCUAAUCUCACUAAACACCAAAACGCAACUUCGCACGACUUUCUUCCUUCUUCUUCAAGAAGAGGAAGUUAUGAAAUAUAAAAUGCUCCAAGAAUGAGACGUGUAUCAAGUUAGGGAAAAAGCCUUAAGCUCUUUUUAAAUAAAUUUGUACAUAGACAAAGAGUAAGUGAAAGCACUAAUCCCUAAUAAAAUGUUCUACAGAUAAUAUUA
Messenger RNA from Pocillopora damicornis (cauliflower coral), 1934 nucleotides. Its product is annotated as NEDD8-activating enzyme E1 regulatory subunit. The record is from RefSeq and is a predicted model, not a curated record. Gene Ontology annotation, cellular component: cytoplasm. Gene Ontology annotation, molecular function: NEDD8 activating enzyme activity. NCBI's taxonomy places the organism in Eukaryota, Metazoa, Cnidaria, Anthozoa, Scleractinia, Pocilloporidae. Gene Ontology annotation, biological process: protein neddylation.